This is a messenger RNA of Erythranthe guttata (spotted monkey flower), 2201 nucleotides long. RefSeq names its product E3 ubiquitin-protein ligase XBAT33. The record is from RefSeq and is a predicted model, not a curated record. Gene Ontology annotation, molecular function: protein binding. NCBI's taxonomy places the organism in Eukaryota, Viridiplantae, Streptophyta, Magnoliopsida, Lamiales, Phrymaceae.
GAAAAUUAGUUUUAUUUUCGGGAAAUCAAACACACACACACACUAUCCCCAUUUAUGAACUCCAGAAAGCAGUUGAGGUUCUCGAUAUAAUCGAGAAAAUAUUUCCCCUUUCCAGUUAAAUUAGGGUUCAUCUUGUUUUUUUCCUUUUGUUUUUUUAACUUUUUUUUUUAAUAUUUAGGGGAAAUUUGUUUAACGACAGUUGACCUAAUCAUCUUUCUUUACAUAUGAAGAAAAACUCCCCCAAUUUCUCAGUCUCUGACAUCAAUAAAUUAUAAACCCACAAACGCACACAUAAUCUAUCCGCAGAUUUAGAGAGAGAAAAAAAAAUAUAUAUUUUUAAUUAGAGAGAGAGAGAAGAAAAUGGGCAAUUCAUUUGGGUGCUCUGCCUCAGGUGAGAGAUUGGUAUCAGCUGCAAGAGAUGGUGAUUUUGUUGAAGCCAAAAUGCUUUUGAAUUGCAAUCCAUGCCUUGCAAAGUACUCUACCUUUGGCGGAUUGAACUCUCCUCUUCAUUUUGCUGCUGCUAAAGGCCACAAUGAGAUUGUGGCAUUGUUGCUGGAGAAUGGAGCUGAUGUGAAUUCGAGAAAUUAUUGUGGGCAGACAGCGUUAAUGCAAGCGUGUCGAUACGGGCACUGGGAAGUUGUUCAAACACUUCUUCUUUUUAGAUGCAACGUUAUUAGAGCGGAUUAUCUUAGUGGGAGAACCGCUCUCCAUUUUGCAGCUGUCAAUGGACACGUGAGAUGUAUGAGAUUAGUUGUUGCUGAUUUUGUUCCGAGUGCUCCAUACGGUUCUCUGAAUGCUCAAACUAGUGACACAAACGAUGCUCCUAAUACCAAAAGCAAGUUUGAACAGAGUGCCCUGUCCAAGUUCGUGAACAAGGCGGCUGAUAAUGGUAUCACCGCUCUUCAUAUGGCUGCCCUGAACGGAUACUUUGACUGCGUACAGCUCCUACUCGAUCUUCACGCAAAUGUAUUAUCUGUCACAUUCCAUUACGGAACAUCAAUGGAUUUGAUAGGAGCUGGAAGCACUCCUCUGCAUUACGCUGCUUGUGGAGGAAAUCUAAAGUGCUGCCAGAUCCUUCUUGCAAGAGGUGCUAGUCGUUUAUCUUUAAACUGCAACGGAUGGCUUCCACUUGAUGUAGCAAGGAUGUGGGGCCGUCAUUGGCUUGAGCCCCUGCUUCAACCUAAUUCCGAUUUGCCGAUUCCGAUUUUUCCACCUUCUAAUUAUUUAUCCCUGCCUCUCAUGAGUGUGCUAAAUAUAGCAAGAGACUGCGGGCUGCAAUUCCCAGCUAGUGCUUCUGAUGAUGCUGAUAUUUGUGCUGUUUGCUUGGAGAGAGCUUGUACUGUAGCUUCUCAAGGAUGUGGGCACGAACUCUGUGUGAGAUGCGCUCUGUACCUUUGCUCGACCAGCAAUAUUCCAUCUGAGUCAUCAACGCCACCUGGCACAAUCCCAUGCCCUCUCUGUCGGCACGGGAUCGUGUGUUUUCUCAAACUGCCCGGUUCUUCAACAAAGGAAAUUAAGUUACCUCUAUCGCUCAGCCUAUGCACACCAUGCAUGCUUCACCACAGAGAACAAGACACAUUCGAAACUGCCACCUCAUCACCCGACAAUACUAUUACACGAAAGAAACGCACAGUGGAUUCUAUUUCAUCAGACAUUUUCUGCCCAGUCACUUGCAGCCCGUUUCCUUCCGUUUCACUCCCGUUAUGCACCUGCACCGAAGGUCCCUGCCCUAAUUUCGAUUCGGGUGAAAGUGGGGCCCACCAAGAUUCUCCCGAUCGUCCGCAAUCCACGGCAGCUGGCGAACAGGGGAAGAUCGAAGGGGUGAGAUUGGAGAAAACAACAUGCUCGAAUAUGUUUUGGGGAAGAAGAAGCUGCAGCAGAGAGAAUCAGUGCAACGCUGAGAUUAAUGCAUGAAGCGAUGAUUCUUUAGUAAAAAAAAUGUCGAAUUAGUUUUAAAAAAAAGUAGGGCUUGCGGUUACAUAGCAUACACGAGUAUAUUCGGAAGGUGGGUUUGCUUUCUUGCAAUUCGGUUUCUCGUCCACUCAAAUAACUACUAUAUAUAUGUAUGUUUGCAGCUUGUUGAUAGUUUCUUGAAUUAUAUGAUGUAUAUUUUCAUGGUUGCUUUUAGAUAUAUAUGUGAAGGAGCUUGUAAAAAAAUCUGUAUUUUUUUCAUUUCUUCAUGAAAGUGAUUUGAUUAAUUA